GGCGAGAGUCACUGUCAGCCGAGGCUGUACAGCGGCCAGUCAUUAUUCCGACAUCAAGAUCGACAAUGCAUUCAGCUGGAUGUAGGAUUCCCUGAGCGGGCUGCUUUUGUGCCACAAUAUAAUUAUCCCACCGCUUGCACCACAUCACCUGUCCACUCCCCUCCCGCCCUCACGUCUGUGAGUCGUAUUCUCCGCGGCGAUUCGUCGGCCUUUUACCAUGUCUCCUCAUCGGGCACUGUUCCUAUGCGCCUUGCUUUUUGGCGAGGCUCUCCUCGCAGCUUCGGCUUCCCCGUGGACCUUGACGGCCAUCCACAAGCGAGCACCUCCUGAGCACAAUGAGUGGGACCGGGGGCCAAGGGCCGACCCGGACCUGAUCGUUCCUGUCCAAAUCGACCUGGCCGAGAGGUCAACCGAGGAGGCCGUCGACGCCCUCGUCUCAUUGUCCGACCCGUCAAGCUCGACGUUCGGUCGCUACUGGUCCGCCUUAGACGUCACUCGGGCCUUCGCCCUCCCCAGAGACGAGAUCAAGGCCGUCCUCGACUGGGUUGAGGAAGAAGCCAACCUACCCCGCGCUCAGAUUCGUCUUUCUCCGUGCCUCUGCAGAGUCGAUUUCAACAUCACCGUCCGUGCCUUGGAGGCAUGGCUUGACACCGAAUACUUCACCUACACGCACAAGGCCAGCGGCGAGACCAGCGUGGCAUGCCUAGAGUACCAGGUCCCAGAGAACCUCCUGGAGUCCAUCGACUUCAUCAUCCCAACCGUGUUCCCUGUCCAAGACCCGGCCGUGCCCUCACUGCUGAAGAUUGACGACCAUGUCGGUCCCCCUAUCCCCGUCAGCAACUUUGGUCGCCACGCCAGGUUGUCAAAGAGGCAGCGGCAGAUGGACUGCAACCAGUUCAACACAGCCCAAUGCAUCCGAGAGUGGUAUCAGAUUCCCUCCCGCAACGCCACCUACCCCACCCACCCCAACAACAGCUUUGGCAUCUACCAGCCCGCUGCCGUCGCCUGGCUCGCCAAAGACCUCGACCAGUACUUUGACACCUUUGAGCCCCAACUCACUGGAGCCCGGCCUGUGAUGCAACGGAUCGAUGGCGGCCACCUCGACAGCGAGACAUUCAAGAGCAUCUACCAUCAUGUCGAGCCCAACCUCGACUUCCAGUAUGCCAUGGCUCUCACGUGGCCGCAGCCCGUCAUGAACAUCCAAGUCGGCGACAAAUACGUCGCGGGCAACCUCAACAACAUGCUCGCGGCAUACGACGACUACUACUGUGACCAACUCGACCCGGAGCUCGAUCCCCAGUGGCCCAACCCCCUCGCCCCCGAUGAUGGAUACCACCAGCUCGACUGCGGCACCCACACCCCGCCCAAGGUGAUCUCCGUCUCGUACGCCUGGGCCGAAGCCGGCUUCCCCCAGGACUACCUCCGCCGACAGUGCGACGAGUACCUCAAGCUCGGCCUCAUGGGCAUCACCAUCAUCGCGGGCACGGGCGACGAGGGCACAGCAGGUCGCCACACAGCGUGCGACGAUCCCGCCACGGACGGGCCCGACCGCCCCUUCCACGUCUCCUUCCCGGCCUCAUGCCCCUGGGUCACCGCCGUGGGCGGCACCAUGAAGAACCUCAACUCGACCACCAACUCCACCGCACCCCAACGGGAAACCGUCUACGUGAAGCCGAACACCAGUUCCACGGGCGGGUUCAGCAGCGUCUUCCCGGCGCCGGACUACCAGACCGGCGUCACCACCUCGUACCUCGAGUUGGAGAAGCGUCAGCUGCACUGCCGCAACAUCACCGAUCGCUUUGAUCCCCAGGGGCGCGGCGUGCCGGACAUCUCGGCGCUUGCCACCGACUACCUGAUCGCGCUGAACGGGGAGUUCAGGCGGGUCCAUGGGACGUCGGCGGCUACGCCUAUUGUGGCGUCCAUGAUUGCCAUGGUGAACAAUGAGAGGCUGUUAGCGGGGAAGGGGCCGGUGGGGUUCAUCAACCCGGUCUUGUAUCAGCACCCUGAUGUGUUUGAUGAUGUGGCGCAUGGAGAGAAUACUGGGUGUGAACCUCGCCAUGGGUUCCGUGCCAUUGAGGGGUGGGAUGCGGCGACUGGGUUGGGGUCGCCGAACUAUGAGCUGCUGUUGGAGUUGUUCAUGUCACUUCCUUGAUGCUCUUUUUUUUUGGCAUGUUCUUGGCAUGGAUGGCCAACAGAAAUACGAGGUAAAAAUAAACAUGGAGAUUCUGGGGUUUCUUUGGAUGGUUAGGGUCCCGCCGGGUUGGGGGCUUGCGAUCGUGAUAACACAGGGUUGUACCAUUGAUAAUAUGGAUGGAAAGAGUAUCCGUCGUUUUCUUUAAAUGGAAAUAAAAACCCCACUCUGGAGCGUGGAAUGCGACAAGAGCUGAACGGGAGGGGUGAAGACGGGUUGCCUGGC
Molecule: messenger RNA, 2416 nt
Organism: Chaetomium fimeti
Lineage: Eukaryota; Fungi; Ascomycota; Sordariomycetes; Sordariales; Chaetomiaceae
Product: peptidase S8/S53 domain-containing protein
Exons: 1
Coding region: 218-2152 (644 amino acids)
Biological process (GO): proteolysis
Molecular function (GO): serine-type endopeptidase activity; tripeptidyl-peptidase activity
Source: RefSeq, a predicted model, not a curated record